UCUCGGUUUGACUACGGUCGGUAGGCGGCACACUCAAGUUGUGUCGCACUUCCGGUUCAGUUUACUCUUCAGCAAUUGGCUGAUAGUCUUCUACGGAGUUGGCGCCAUUGCAAGCGCUCGUGCAGCCUUCAAAGCGCUCUCCCAUAAAAUACGCAUUUUUGUAUAAGUAUUAGCGGUUAAACAAGAAACAUGAUGGCGGACAAAGAAGCUGCGUUUGAUGAUGCUGUGGAGGAGAGGGUAAUCAAUGAGGAGUACAAGAUCUGGAAAAAGAACACCCCUUUUCUCUAUGACCUGGUCAUGACUCACGCCCUUGAGUGGCCCAGUCUCACUGCCCAGUGGCUGCCAGAUGUCUCCAGACCUGAAGGAAAAGACUACAGUGUGCACAGGCUGGUUCUCGGGACACACACUUCAGAUGAGCAGAAUCACCUUGUGAUUGCUAGCGUUCAACUACCAAAUGAUGAUGCUCAGUUUGAUGCCUCACAUUAUGACAGUGAAAAAGGCGAGUUUGGUGGGUUUGGUUCUGUAAGUGGCAAGAUAGAAAUUGAGAUCAAGAUCAAUCAUGAAGGAGAAGUGAACAGAGCCCGCUACAUGCCCCAGAACCCUUGCAUCAUCGCCACCAAGACCCCCACCAGCGAUGUGCUGGUCUUUGAUUACACAAAGCACCCCUCCAAGCCAGACCCCUCUGGAGAGUGCACCCCAGACCUCCGCUUGAGAGGUCACCAGAAAGAGGGUUACGGCCUCUCCUGGAAUCCGAACCUAAGUGGCUGCCUCCUCAGUGCUUCUGAUGACCAUACUAUCUGUUUGUGGGAUAUCAGCACAGUGCCUAAGGAGGGAAAGAUUGUGGAUGCCAAAACCAUCUUCACAGGCCAUACUGCUGUUGUGGAGGAUGUCUCCUGGCAUCUGCUCCACGAGUCGCUCUUUGGCUCUGUGGCUGAUGACCAGAAACUGAUGAUAUGGGACACACGGUCCAACAACACCUCUAAGCCCAGCCAUGCAGUGGAUGCUCACACUGCUGAGGUCAACUGCUUGUCUUUCAACCCUUACAGUGAGUUCAUCCUGGCAACAGGCUCAGCAGACAAGACUGUGGCUCUUUGGGACUUGAGGAAUCUAAAACUGAAGCUGCACUCCUUUGAGUCUCACAAAGAUGAGAUAUUCCAGGUGCAGUGGUCUCCUCAUAACGAAACCAUCCUGGCCUCCAGUGGCACAGACAGAAGGCUCAAUGUGUGGGACUUGAGUAAGAUUGGAGAGGAGCAGUCUCCUGAGGAUGCAGAAGAUGGCCCACCUGAGCUUCUGUUCAUCCAUGGUGGACACACGGCAAAGAUAUCAGACUUUUCUUGGAACCCCAAUGAACCAUGGGUCAUCUGUUCUGUGUCAGAGGACAACAUAAUGCAAGUCUGGCAAAUGGCAGAAAACAUUUACAACGAUGAGGACCCAGAAGGAGCAGCAGAUUCUGAGGUCCAAGCAUGAAUCCAUUCAGCACAUUUUUGAUCUGCUUGUUGAAAUAAUCUGUUUCCAAUGUGGUGUGCAGACUCAUGUAUUUUUUAAUAUUCAUUUUGGAUACCAGUGUUUCUGGAUAUAAUGCUCUUGUGACAUAUUUAAAUCUGUCUGAACUGGUCUGAAUUUUAGGUCUGUAUUUGUCAUAAUCCCAGUUAUUCAACCUGAUGAAACCAUCAAGGAAUUGUCCAUUAUUCCAGUGUUUUUUGAUGGUUUGAUUAUUCAAAUCUUUCUUGAAAUUUAGUUGUGCUCAAGACAUUUCUACUGAGAUCCAUUUUUAUAAACAAUGUACAUAUGUAGGUUUUCACUUUAUUUGUGCAAAAAAAAGUAGUAAGAAUUUCCAGCUUCUGUGUUGUCUCGUCUCCAUUUGUUCCCCUCUGCGUUUCUUCUAUUUGUGCUGCAUCAGUCCUCUUGUGUACUUAAGUAUAUUCAUAAUAAAUAUUUGCAGUAAAUUGGUGAGCUUUGUUUUAUAAUUUAGUUUUGGUAGCAGGAAAAGGUAUUUUGCAAUUCAGUAGUUAAUGUUUCAUGUUGGAUUGCCACAAAAUGAUGUGCAAAACUGGGUCUGGAGAUCAAGUGGUUUGACUACAAGUAGAAUCCUGGGCAUGUUCCUUUGCAGGAGCUUCACUUGGUUCAUCACGGACUCUGGACAAGGAAGAAUACUUUAGUAUUACCGUUGCUGCUGUUGUGUCAAAAAUAUUUUAUUAGCUUGUUUUUCCUCAAUGUAAUGUUGUAAUGUAACUACGGUACUCUUACAAUACUCUGUUA
This is a messenger RNA of Entelurus aequoreus (snake pipefish), 2259 nucleotides long. RefSeq names its product histone-binding protein RBBP4. The record is from RefSeq and is a predicted model, not a curated record. Gene Ontology annotation, cellular component: NuRD complex; nucleus; ESC/E(Z) complex. NCBI's taxonomy places the organism in Eukaryota, Metazoa, Chordata, Actinopteri, Syngnathiformes, Syngnathidae. The transcript has 11 exons. Bases 190 to 1467 code for a protein of 425 amino acids. Gene Ontology annotation, molecular function: histone binding. Gene Ontology annotation, biological process: regulation of gene expression.